Molecule: messenger RNA, 2294 nt
Organism: Salvelinus sp. IW2-2015
Lineage: Eukaryota; Metazoa; Chordata; Actinopteri; Salmoniformes; Salmonidae
Source: RefSeq, a predicted model, not a curated record
AUGGAAACAGCGGCUGACGGCCCAGGCGACCGCUUCAUCAUCGGAGAGUCCCAGGCUGGAGAACAGCCCACCCACACAGUGAUGCCGGGCCAGGUGAUGAGGUGACGACGGGGCUCCUAUCCCCUGUGGGCAGACGCUGUGGUGCAGGUGGAGGAUACAGAGCUGCUCCGUGAGUCUGAGGACGGCACAGAGGAGCUGGAGGUGCGGAUCCUCGUACAGGCCCGUCCCGGACAAGACAUCCGGCCCAUAGGUCAUGACAUCAAGCGUGGGGAGUGUGUCCUGUCUAAGGGAACCCACAUGGGCCCCUCUGAGAUUGGCCUGCUGGCCACCGUAGGAGUCACCGAGGUGGAGGUGCAGAAGUUCCCCGUGGUGGCCGUCAUGUCCACAGGCAACGAACUGUUAAACCCUGAGGACGACCUCCACCCAGGAAAGAUCAGGGACAGUAACCGUUCCACGCUGCUCGCCACCAUCCAGGAGCACGGAUACCCCACCAUCAACCUGGGCAUCGUGGGAGACAACCCAGAUGACCUGCUGAAUGCCCUAAACGAGGGCAUCAGCCGCGCUGACGUCAUCAUCACCUCUGGAGGGGUGUCUAUGGGAGAGAAGGACUAUCUGAAACAGGUGCUGGAUAUUGAUCUUCAUGCCCAGAUCCACUUUGGACGAGUCUUCAUGAAACCAGGUCUCCCGACAACGUUUGCCACGUUGGACAUGGACGGUGUUCGUAAACUCAUCUUUGCCCUCCCAGGUAACCCCGUGUCUGCUGUGGUGACAUGUAACCUCUUCGUCAUUCCCGCCUUGAGGAAGAUGCAGGGGAUCCUGGACCCACGGCCCACCAUCAUCAAAGCCAGGUUGUCAUGUGACGUGAAGCUGGACCCUCGCCCUGAGUACCACCGCUGCAUUCUGACAUGGCACCACCAGGAGCCUCUGCCAUGGGCCCAGAGCACAGGUAACCAGGUGAGCAGCAGGCUGAUGAGCAUGCGCAGCGCCAACGGUCUCCUGAUGCUACCUCCAAAAACAGAGCAAUACGUGGAGCUGCACAAGGGAGAGGUGGUCGACGUCAUGGUCAUCGGCCGGCUAUGAUGUCAUCAAAGGGGGACGUUGAGAUGGCUUCAUAGAGAGAGGGGGUUCGAAUGGGUGGUUCACGGUGCAUGUCCACAUAUCAUUGACUAUUCUGUAAUAUGCAACGGCACAGCUAGUUUUUCUUGAUUUGGAUAACGUUGAGGUAUAGUCAACAUCUCCAUCACAAACCUAGGUACAUAUGAUACAAAAAAAAUAUGAUUAAUUUAAAAGAUUAUAAUAGUAUUUCAAACAAAGAAAAUAUAACUUUCAAAGAAAAAAAUCUAAUUAUAAAAAGAGAUUUAUUCUGUAAUAUAUUCUUAUGAUUAUUCUUAUGAUUCUUCUUCUUACUCUCAUUGUUAGAUUGUAAGGCAACUUUGUUCCUUUCAUUGCAAUUGCUUUGUGUGUUCAAUGCUAGACCUUAUCAAUAGCAGUAGCAUUUUAAUAGAUCUGUAGGUGCCUGCCAGGACAAAAAAAUAAGAAAUAUUAUUUUCUAAUUUUAGUGGGAAAAAAGUAUCCUUUUUUUUUUAUAUAUCAAGAAAAACCCUGAGGAAGACUCCAGAUUUCCCACGGUGCUCGUGUAAGAGGAAGGAGGGGAGGGUUUAAUCUAGGUCUAUUUCCUCUGUGGUGUGUCGCUUUAACGGUGACACCACACACUUCUAUUUUUCUCUCAUUAGUAUGCAUCACAAUGGCUUGACAAAGAGCUUUGCUUGUUGUUUAUCUUGUGAGUCUUGUUUAUGUGCGCAGUGCCAAAUGCCUGGGCAGGGAUAAUGGUGGUGCUGGAAAGGGGGGGGGGCAGUCAUCCACUAACCUGCCCAGACCCUGAAGCUUCCUUAUUUAUCACCUGACCAGGUGCAACUCUGCCCCCGGGGAGCGUGGUUAACUGGGAAAAACAAAAACAGUAUUUUAUUUGAUCGACUAAGUGAAAGAGGGAAAACACACAGAAUAAAAGAAACAGCUUCUUUAAGUGCUGACAGCCUUUUUAACUGACUUCACAAAAAAUGUACAGAAAAAAAUAAUACGAAGAUUAACCAUAUUGUACAGAUAUGUGACCAGCACUCUGAAGGAAAUGACCAAUAUUGAAGCAAUGAGGAGACAUUGAACAACGCUGUACUAUAGUACAUUUUCUGUAAUGAUAUGAAACUGAUGAAAGAGACUACGAUAAUAAAAAUCCUUGAUCAUUAUGUAAAAAAAAAAGUGAUUGUUGGGUUUCCUUUUUUAAAAUAAAAUCUAUUUCA